Messenger RNA from Cheilinus undulatus (humphead wrasse), 3979 nucleotides. RefSeq names its product protein kinase C, theta (gene prkcq). Lineage: Eukaryota; Metazoa; Chordata; Actinopteri; Labriformes; Labridae. The transcript is spliced from 18 exons. The record is from RefSeq and is a predicted model, not a curated record. Bases 968 to 3130 code for a protein of 720 amino acids. Gene Ontology annotation, biological process: peptidyl-serine phosphorylation; intracellular signal transduction. Gene Ontology annotation, molecular function: ATP binding; diacylglycerol-dependent serine/threonine kinase activity.
CCAAGUUUUUUUCAAAUCCUCUGCCCUUUCCCAAACGCUUAGUAUUGAAGGUUUUCCAGAUGGAUGUGUGAAACAAAUCCAUCUGGCGUGUCAGGUUAACAGAUGGUGUCUUUUUGCAAAACUUGCACAGGUUUAGAGGGCGCAAAAUUUGCGCAACCCUUUUGUGACUCAGAAUGAAUUUGCUAUUUACAUUUUCUAUUAUCACAGAAUUUCAGAAAACAUACUUGAAGUAAAACAGAACUACUAUUCACAGUAUUUCCAAACAAUUGUAUUAUUUUAGCAAAGAAAUGAUGGCAGAUGACGAAUAUUUCCUCCUUCUUCGACACUUUUAUGUUCAUAGUGACGACACCUCUGAUCCAGGGUCAGCCAAGUUUACAGUAAAGAAGGUGACUUGCUCUGCUCCUGAAAAUGACGCUGAUGAGUUUUGCGGAUCCACGUUUAGUAUUUCAGCUCUAUAAAUACUCCCCUCUUGGCCUCCUUUCCUACACUGACACACACUGGCAUACACAAACGUCCAUAAAAACACACUCAGCUCUCCGGCAGGCCUCAAAUAUCACAUCGACCGUCACCGAGUCGAAGACUGAGCCUUUGAACACUGCUGCAGUGAUGAGCAUAGAGAUUUCUGAUCUGAUCACACAAAGAGAAGUUGGAGAGAUUUCGGAGAGAUGAUUGUGUUUUUAAAGACUCUGCCAAGUGACAGCUGCUGUGUACAAGUCCUGAAGGUUGUUUAAACGUCAACGACGGAAAAUCUACCCCCCCCUCCUCUGCCUCCUCCUCUUCUUCCUCCCCUGUUCUGCCAGCCUCUUUUUCCUCUGGAGGAAAAAGGGCCAAUCGGCUUUUUGCUGCCGUGGAGGAAAGGUGGUUGACACCGAGGCGCUGAGACAAAUCAGACAGCAUUAAAACGAGGCUUCCCUGGAGGAUUUGGUGGGAUACUUGCAACGCAGCCAGAGAGUAAAACCCUGCAGCCAUGUCGCCUUUUCUGCGGAUUGGGUUCUCCAACUUUGAGAUGGACCCUGGGCUGGCGUACCAUGAAGAGGUGCUGAACCCGUACUGUGCUGUUUACAUGAAGGAGGCCAUCGAUACAGAAAAAGGUCAAGUCUACAAGCAAAAGAAGCCGACCAUGUACCCGCCGUGGAGCACAACAUUCGAUGCCCACGUCCACCGGGGCCGAAUCAUGCACGUGAUGGUGAAGGACCGGACAGCCGAGCUGAAAUCUGAGGCCACGGUGGCUCUUGACUCACUCGCAACACGGUGCAAGAAGGAGAACGGCAAACUGGAGAUCUGGCUGGAGCUGAAGCCACAGGGCCGUCUGCGGAUGGAGGCUCGAUACUAUCUGGAGAAAAGUGAUGCUGCAGGUCAGAAUGAAGGAGACCAGGAGUCUGAGCGAGAGAGAGAGGGUCUGUUCGCCCUCCAUCAGCGGCGAGGAGCCAUAAAACAGGCCAAAAUCCACCUUGUUAAAUGUCACGAGUUCAGCGCCACAUUCUUCCCUCAACCGACCUUCUGCUCCGUCUGCAAAGAGUUUGUCUGGGGUCUCAACAAGCAGGGCUACCAGUGCAGACAGUGCAACGCAGCUAUUCACAAAAAAUGCAUUGAUAAAGUCAUUGCCAAAUGCACCGGUUCAGCCAUCAACAGCAAAGAAACAAUGAUCCACAAGGAGCGUUUCAAGAUCGACAUGCCGCACCGGUUUAAAGUCUACAACUACAAAAGCCCGACUUUCUGCGAACACUGUGGUACUCUGCUGUGGGGGCUCGCCAAGCAGGGGCUCAAAUGUGAGGAAUGCGGCAUGAAUGUGCAUCACAAAUGUGAGAAGAAAGUAGCAAAUCUAUGCGGGGUGAACCAGAAACUCAUGGCUGAAGCUCUGGCCAUCAUCGAGAGCAAACAGCAGGCCAGAAGCACCAAAGAAUCAGACAUCAUCAGUCGAGAAGGUCCAGUAACUGUCAGUCAGCCGGGAGUGGUCCGAUCUCCGUCUGGGGUCGUACCGAGUGUUCCAGCCACAGUUCCCCCCGUGAAUAGAGCAGAGACGCAGGGUGUCUCUUGGGACGGACCAGCAGACGUCAGUAGGCCGAUAGCCGAGGAAAUACCUGAUGAAGAACCGCUGUAUGCAGUUCCAAGGAAGGACCAACCGAAAUUCAAUGUUGAUGACUUCAUCCUUCACAAGAUGCUUGGGAAAGGCAGCUUUGGGAAGGUGUUUUUAGCAGAGCUGAAAAAGAGCGGACAGUUUUUUGCAGUGAAGGCUCUAAAAAAGGAUGUGGUGCUGAUGGACGAUGACGUGGAGUGCACCAUGGUGGAGAGGAGGGUCUUGUCGUUAGCGUGGGAGAACCCUUUCCUCACACACCUUUACUGCACCUUUCAGACCAAGGAGAAUCUUUUCUUCGUGAUGGAGUAUCUGAACGGAGGAGAUCUCAUGUUCCACAUCCAGAACUGCCACAAGUUUGACCUGCACAGAGCCACUUUCUACGCAGCAGAGAUCAUCUGUGGGCUUCAGUUCCUGCACUCUAAAGGAAUCAUUUACAGGGAUCUGAAACUUGAUAAUGUUCUGUUGGACUCUGAGGGUCACAUAAAGAUAGCGGACUUUGGCAUGUGUAAGGAGAACAUGCAGGACGAGUCUCGGACAUGUACCUUCUGUGGGACGCCGGACUACAUCGCUCCUGAGAUCCUGCUGGGUCAGAAGUAUAACAGCUCUGUGGACUGGUGGUCGUUUGGAGUUCUGCUCUACGAGAUGCUGAUUGGUCAGUCUCCGUUCCACGGCCGUGAUGAAGAGGAGCUGUUUCAGUCGAUACGAACAGACAAUCCUGUUUACCCUCGCUGGCUGACCAAAGAUGCCAGAGACAUUCUGGUCAAGCUGUUUGUCAGAGAGCCUGAGGAGCGUCUGGGUAUGAAAGGAAACAUCAGACAGCACAGUUUCUUCAGCAGCACUGACUGGAAUGCCCUGGAACAACGGCAGGUGGCGCCACCGUUCAAGCCAACCUUAUCGUCACCCAGUGACUGCAGCAACUUCGACAAAGAGUUCAUCAACGAGAAGCCUCGACUGUCAUGCGCCGAUCGGACGCUCAUCAACAGCGUGGACCAGACGAUGUUCAGAAACUUCUCCUUCGUUAACCCGGGGAUGAACCGCAUCGCAGCCCAAUGAUCACCAUACCGACAACCUACUACCUACAAACAAGUCACAACCAGCACUUCAUAACUGCAACUACCACAAACUACAGUUUCCACACUGUUAAUGUCCAAAACUCAACUGUAUCAAUAAUGACGACUGCUUUGAAGGACCUUUGAGUGAAGAAACUUCAACUAAACAUUUUGGCUCAAACAAACAGCAGAAAAAAAGUAAGAUAUUAUGAUGCCCCCCCCCAUAAAUUGUCAAACGUGUAAAUUUUUAUCACACUGUUGAUUAUAAAUGCAAAGAUACCAAUUCUUUAAAAUUAAAAUGGCAUAUUGUUAAUUUCCUCUAAAAUCACAUAACCCAACGCCCUUGUAUUUGAGCUAUUAGGGUGUUUUUAUCCAUAGAUUAAAAGUUGUAAAUUGCCUCAAAAUAGAGUAUGAAAUUCAAAGUGAAACUCAUGCGGUAACUUUGUUAUUGUUCUCUUUUCUUAUUCCAUAGCUCCACAUUGGUUGGGUGAACAAGUAUUUUAAAAACUGUUUAUUGUGUACAUAAGUGUAAUCUAUUUCUGUUGAUAUUCAGUAUUGGAUGUAUUGUAGAUCUCUUCAUGUGUUGGAAACAGGGUUUUUGUUUACAUGUGUUCUGUUAUUGUACCUCAGGAGUUUUAGUUUGGAUUGGGUGCUUAGAGAUCCCUGUGUACUGUAGAUUUUAUUGUUCUUUUUCUUGUGAAUCCUGUACAAUAAAUUGUGUUUUUGUAACAUCUGUCUGUUUAAUACAAAGUGGAUAUGAUGGGACUUCUCGCAGACAUCUAAAGUGCAGUCUGCAGGAAAAGAGUAGCCAGUCAUGCUUUGAGGCACAUAAGAGGUAUUCUUCCCCCAGGAA